UCUGUAUCGUCCUGCUGCACGCUGGCCUGCCGCCUGCUGCCAUCACUCAGCCAGUUCGUCGACGUUCGCGUCUCGAAUCGCAGGAAGCUCGACCAGCAGCUUCUUGCCGCGGAAGCGUGAUCUUUUUCGGCGCAGGAAUACCGGUAGCAUCCAUCGGCAGACAUUAAACGGUGUUGUUUUGUUCAGUACAAGAAGAUAGUGAUUUUAGCAGGAGCAGGAUCGUAGAAGUGUUGUUGAAUGUUGAAAGUAGACGGUUUUCUGUUCUAAAUUAACUCAAAAGUGUGCUUGUGUCGAACCAUGAACAUUGUUUACAACUAAAAUGAGCUGCUACGGUUUUGUAACUAAAUUAGUGCAUCGAUCAAAGAAAAUGUCACCCCGCGAAGUGGAAAUCAUCCAAAACUAUAAACUACUACUUGAAGAAAAGUGCAAAGAACUCUCUAAAAAAGAUAGUAUCAUCGAACAACUUGAAAGAAAACUCGAAGAUAAAGAACUUUUAAUUAAAUACCUUCAAAAUGAAAUAGAUAAAUUUAGGCAGGUCGUUAGACCAAUCACUCAGAAAAUCAUAACUAAGCAAUUAUCGCUGGGUGAUGAUAUUUGGCCUAACAAUAACAACAGUACCGGAAGUGAGAAGAAUGAACUUCACAUAGAAGUACCUCCAGUGCAAACUCAAGAAGCCAGAAUUAAGAGGGAAGGUAUCAGUGCUGAGCCAGUGAAUAUCAGCAAGAGUGAUCUGCAAAUAAAGAAAAUACCCAAAACAAUACGUUCUCGAGAUCUUAUCAAGGCAGCAAUUUUGGACAACGAUUUUAUGAAAAACUUGGAACUCACCCAAAUACGAGAAAUUGUGGACUGCAUGUACCCAGAAGAGUACAAGCAAGGCAGUCUUAUCAUUAGAGAGGGCGAUGUUGGUAGUACCGUUUACGUCUUGGAAGGUAGGUGA
This is a messenger RNA of Sitophilus oryzae (rice weevil), 937 nucleotides long. RefSeq names its product cGMP-dependent protein kinase 1-like. NCBI's taxonomy places the organism in Eukaryota, Metazoa, Arthropoda, Insecta, Coleoptera, Curculionidae. The coding region runs from base 320 to 937 and encodes 205 amino acids. The record is from RefSeq and is a predicted model, not a curated record. The transcript has 3 exons.